Solea senegalensis (Senegalese sole) is the source of this 4083-nucleotide messenger RNA. RefSeq names its product RAB33A, member RAS oncogene family (gene rab33a). The record is from RefSeq and is a predicted model, not a curated record. Gene Ontology annotation, biological process: Rab protein signal transduction. Lineage: Eukaryota; Metazoa; Chordata; Actinopteri; Pleuronectiformes; Soleidae. Gene Ontology annotation, molecular function: GTP binding; GTPase activity. The transcript is spliced from 5 exons. Gene Ontology annotation, cellular component: endosome; Golgi apparatus. The coding region runs from base 256 to 1320 and encodes 354 amino acids.
GAAAGAGAGAGAUUAUGUGUGCCUAUUUGAGAAAGAGUGUGUAUGUCUGUGAGGAAGAGAUUGUGUCUGUGUAUGAGGGACUGUUCUACACAAUGAGUGUUGCACCUGUGUGUGCGUAUGUGCACGCACAAGAGAGAGAGAGAGACUGACUGAGAGAAAUCGGGACAAGUCUUGGUUCAUCUGUCUGCAUUUUAGUCUGAUGCCAACAGACAGGGACCGUGCGUACAUGUCUGUUCUGGACAUGUGCACAAGCGUAUGUGUGUCUGUGUUUUUCCUGCUGCUGUAAGCCAAAAUGGCAGCACAGCAGCUGAAACACUCUGCAGCCUCUUGCACAUCUACAUUUGGAACAGCCACAGUCAGCUGUUGGUAGAGAGCAUCGUUGGUGGAGUUGCAUCCCUGGUCUCCUCCUUCCUCUCCCCUCCCUUCACUCAUCCGUCCAUCCGUCUACUCCUUCUACUCUCCUCUUCACACACGCACCGCGAUUUGCGCAUCGCCUCCUCCGGCAUAAUGACCAACGAUUCUCCGGAGGGGGAGAUCCGGGCUCCAGGCAGCGGCAGCGGAGGAGGAGGACACGCACAAAGAAACCGCGCGGACGACAAUGUCACCAUCCUGACAUCCUCCAUGGAUUACCACAGAGCUAGCCGGAGCCGAGCCAGCAGCAGCGGCUACGAUGCCGCCGCGAGCCUGACCUCCUCAAUGGAGCUGAGCAUCCAGACGCGGAUCUUUAAGAUCAUCGUCAUCGGGGACUCCAACGUGGGCAAGACGUGCCUCACCUUCCGUUUCACUGGGGGGAGCUUCCCCGAUAAGACCGAGGCCACCAUCGGCGUGGAUUUCAGGGAGAAGGCAGUGGAGAUUGAAGGGGAGACCAUCAAGGUACAAGUAUGGGACACAGCGGGCCAGGAGCGCUUUCGCAAAUCCAUGGUGGAGCACUACUACCGCAAUGUCCACGCAGUGGUCUUUGUGUAUGACGUCACCAAGAUGGAUUCCUUUCGAAACCUGCAGACGUGGAUAGAGGAGUGCAAUGGCCAUCGGGUCUCAAAAUCAGUGCCUCGAGUCCUGGUGGGAAACAAAUGUGACCUUGUGGACCAAAUACAGGUGCCCUCCAAUACUGCACUGAAGUUUGCCGAUUCUCACAACAUGCUGCUGUUUGAGACAUCAGCCAAAGACCCGAGGGAGAGUCAGAACGUCGACUCCAUCUUCAUGUCCCUCGCCUGCCGUCUGAAGGCCCAGAAAUCCCUGCUCUACAGAGAUGUGGAGAGAGAGGACGGAAAAGUGCGACUCACACAAGAGACUGAAACAAAGAGUAGUUGUCCUUGUUGAGGAAAUGGUGGAGUGGGAGGCAUAAUCGAAGGGAGGAGAAAAUACUAACUGUACAUGUCGAGGAGGAGGAGGACAGGGAUAAUGGGGGAGUCAGGCUAAAACGAGAGACUUCUAAAUUAAGUGCAACUUUUCUAUUUUAGAGAUCUUGGAUGGGUUGAGGUUGACAUUAAGAGCAAUGUGUUUUCAGAGAGAAGAGUGAAACAUGGAGGUGAGAGAUGACAGCAUGUGCAAGGGGGGGGAUACAUUGUUCUUGAGGAUGAGGACAGGGAGCAGAGAGGAUAAUAAUGAUUUUAAAGAGGAACGGGGAUUAGGAAGUGACAGAUUUAACAAUUCAGACUCCAGACAAUGCUGCCUUUUAGACUCCAAUGAAGAAAUACUUCAGUCGUUUUUUUCAAAAAAUAGACACAAUCUGAGUGAAUAUACUUCCUCCAGGCCCAGUGCACAGGUAAUCACAACACUACAACAAACACAGGUUACUUGUGGAGCUGCCCUGCAAACCAGCCCUGGCUGGCUGGGUUUGUCACCAUUAGAUAACUUUUAUAUUACAUUCUGUCUGAUUCCUUUUCAUUUCCAUGCACAUACUAACUAGAAGCAGAAAUUCCAAACAUUUUUCUACUGCCUUAAAACACUGCCUAAGUCCUGGUUUAUUUAACGAACCAGUCAGGCAAACAUAGCGUAGCAUUGUGGUUUUAGUGUUGUGAAGUAGUUUGUGAACAACUUGAAGUGAUGUUGGUUCCUUCAACCAAGUAAACACUUUAACAGCCUCACCGUCUCUUAAUUUGAGAGGAUGAAAUUAGUUGAAAAUAAUAAAGUACUUGAUAUGUGCCCUUGACAUGUACGACGACUGACUUAAAAUCACUGUGAGAAGGUGAGAAUACACUGUAAACAACAUGGCUCUGGCUGAGGUCAAGGCACCUACAGUAAGACCUUGAGAACAAGGUUUCCUGAAAACAGCCCAUCUCGAGGUUGUCAGGCAGCAUGGGACAUAUUGAUUUAGAGGCUGUAAGAUCCUCUUACCCUUAAGCAGAAGGGAUGCAUUCUUAAGGCGAGGCUCCUCUUUCUCAUCGAAUCGUGAUGUAACAUAUCCACUCUCUAUAUAUUUUCAAUGUUAACAUCCAAAAACAUCCCGUCUUUACCACGUGGGACUGCAAGAAAGGCUCUCCCCUUAUCUUCAGCAUAUUUCAUAAUCUGUAAUAAACAUUUUAAGGUAAAGCUCUUUUGUCUAAGAUGAUGUGCUUUCUGCAUUAGCACCACUGCCUUCACUGCUACACAGCCUGAACCAGGAUGUACAGUGGAAGAGGACUAUUAUGCUCAGUGUCUGAUUGAAGGAAUGAGACCGGGAGUAUGAAUGAUGCAGACUGCACGAACCACUGUAGAAAGCCAUAUUCAUUGUUGACUGUACAGACAUGCUUCACAUAAGGAGCACUGUACAACAUUUAAUGGUAGAGCUAUGAAGCCUGUGUGCAAUAAGACAUCAAACUAGAGGCCUGAGUUUCCCUGUACCCUAAUGUAACACUGUGGCCUACUUCUGAGCAGCGCUAUUAAUCUAUUUGAAUACCAUAUGUAAUGAAUUCAGAUCAGUGAACAUUUAGCUUCAGUGUUUGUUCCAAGAUGACAGUCUGAUAACAUUAUUAUUUUAACUCAAUUAAAAAUUCAAACACGGCCCAAACAACUGUUUUUCAAAUGAAUAACAGAGGGUUUCGAACAACUGCUACACAUAACUGUAACUGUAGAACAUCAGGAAGAGCGGCAGUCAUUCUCAUUCUACAGCAAAUCUGUGACUAAAGGAAAACAUUGUGCAUUUCUAUCAUAAACUCAACAUAUGUAAAAAAAAAAACAAUCACUUCAAAUGACUAGAAAAGGGGUGUCAUUUAGUUAAUUACAUACUUCACUUAGCAAUUUUCCCUGAACGUGAUAUUUGUUGAAAUGACUCCUUCUUUAUUUGUUUUGCUUCUUUGACCAGUAUGUGCUUUUAAAGGAAGGCCUUGACAUUUUAAAAUUCUGUCUGCUAUUUUCAAUAACCUAUUUAAGAAAGGUUACCAUAUAUGUAAUUUUGGUAACACUGAUGCAGCUGAACAGAGAUUAGUAUUGGCAGGUUUGAGCUAGCUUUUUAGCAUUCUAAUAUUCCCAUAAAUAUGAACGCUAAUGUGGUUUUCAAGACCUGGUGAAUGAGUCACAGCAGUGUGAGUAGAGCUCCUCACAACUUCUCUCUCUCUCGCUCUUUCUCUGCCUGUUAUUAGCACACACGCCCAUUGACAACAUCUGUGCAGUCAGACUCAUUUAAAACAUCAUUUUAAAUGUUUUCAGACAUGAAACAAACAGAUUCAUAUUUUGCUGCCAGAUGUAAACGGUCAUACUUAACAUUGUCCGCAUGCAACCAUCGGAUGAAUGUUGAAAACAGGUCUAAACAGGGGCUUUAGUCUUAAACUGGCGGAAGUCAAUUUGCAAUAACAGCUGCCAUCAGAAAUACAGUGACACUGUUUGACUGUAAUCAGUUACAAAACAGCAGCCCUUGCUCAGACAUUUCUACUGAGUAGAUAGCUACAGAAAUAUUAUUUUGCAAGUUCAUAGACAAAAUCAAAGUUGCUCCUUUAAUAAACGAUUUACGAGUGCUGUGAGUUGAUUUUGUGAUGUCAUUUUUAAAUCUCAGAUGACAAUGUAUUUUGGUUUUAAUAUUUUACUGUAUUAAAGUGGUUUUGUCUUAAUUGUCUGUUUUUGCAGUCUCACAAAGGAAGUUCUGAUAAAACUGCUGCAGAAGCCUCA